GUCCAGGCCCAUCAAUUAUCCGGGACAACCCCCACCCCAAAAGGCCAAGUUGGAAGCCCAUUCCUUCACCCCUAAACCCUACUGAAGCUUAAAACCUCGGGGAAUAAUCCCCUUCUCUUGUUUUCAUUUCAUUUGCAGAGUUCGAGAAAUCUGCAAAAAAAAAAAUCUCUCAUGGACGCAAAGCUCUUCUCGAUCGCGAAUCGAUUGAGUUCGAAUGUCGGAACUCAGCCAAUCCAACGGCUCGCUAAAACCCUAAUCGGGGAUGCGAGUACGAGCAAAACAUACUACACCGGCAGGAGUAGCAAAGUGAGCCUGUACUCGAAGAUCAGUCCCCUGGGAAGCCCUAGCGUAAGCGUGGUGCCCGAGCUUGACCAUUGGGUGGAGAAGGGGAACCGGGUUCGAGUCGGGGAGCUGCAACGCAUCAUUCUCGAUCUCCGCAAGCGUAAGAGGUUUUCUCAAGCACUAGAGGUUUCUGAAUGGAUGAAUAAAAAAGGCAUUUGCAUAUUUACACCAAGCCAGCAUGCCCGGCAGCUGGAUCUGAUCGGUAGGGUUCGGGGGUUUCAAUUUGCUGAAAGCUAUUUCAAUAGUUUGAUGGAGCAAGAUAAAACUGACAAGACUUAUGGUGCUCUCCUGAGCUGUUAUGUUCGGCAGCGCGUAACUGAUGAAUCGCUGUCCCAUUUACAAAAGAUGAAAGAGAAGGGUUUUGCUUCGUCUCCCCUGACUUAUAAUGACAUCAUGUGCCUCUACACAAACAUUGGCCAGCAUGAGAAGGUUCCUGAUGUGCUGAGAGAGAUGAAGGAGAGCAAUGUUCCGCCUGACAAUUACAGUUACAGGAUAUGCAUCAAUUCUUAUGGAGCAAGAUCCGAUAUUGAGGGAAUGGAGAGACUUUUAAAGGAAAUGGAGAGUCAAUCUCACAUCAUCAUGGACUGGAACACAUAUGCUAUUGCGGCCAAUUUCUACAUAAAAGCAGGACUAACUGAUAAAGUGUUUGAUGCCCUGAAGCAAUCUGAAGAGAGGCUUGAUAAAAAAGAUGGGCUUGGCUAUAACCAUUUGAUCUCACUCUAUGCAAAAAUGGGGAAAAAGGCUGAUGUUUUGAGAUUGUGGGAUCUUGAGAAAAGUGCUUGUAAGAAGUGUAUAAACAGGGAUUAUAUCACAAUGCUGGAAUCUUUGGUGCGGCUUGAUGAGCUUGAAGAAGCUGAGGAACUGCUUAAGGAUUGGGAAUCAUCUGGGAACUGUUAUGAUUUUAGAGUCCCAAAUGUUGUCCUUAUUGGCUAUUUUAGGAAGCAUUGGUUUGAGAAAGCGGAGGCAAUGCUUGAAGACUUAAUGGACAAAGGCAAGGCAACCAACCCAAACAGUUGGGGUGUAGUGGCAGCAGGGUACCUGGAUAAGGGUAAAAUGAUGAAAGCUGUGGACUGCAUGAAGGUGGCUUUCUCAUUAUAUGUGGAUGGUAAAGGAUGGAAGCCCAACCCCAGGGUGAUUACUGACAUAUUGAGUUGGCUUGGUGAUGAAGGCAGCGUCGAAGAAGUUGAAGCUUUUGUAUUUUCACUCAGGACAGUCGUCUCUAUGGACAGACAGAUGUAUCAUGCCUUGAUGAAGGCAAACAUCAGAGAUGGUAAAGAUGUAAACGAGCUUUUAAACAGCAUGAAAGCUGAUAAGAUAGAAGAGGAUGGGGAAACGGAGAAGAUCCUGGGCAUGAGGCAGAAGAAUGAGCAAUGACAAAAUGCGUGUGAUUUAUUUUGCCUCGGUUGAGUUAAAAAGUGAUGUGUCCCUUUGUCAAAUUUUGGGCGUGGGUUAUUUCCUGCAGGGGGUUAGAAUAUUGAGAGUUUAAACUUAUAGCAUUUCUAUUGCUCUCUGCUCCGAUAAACAACAAAAGAAUAUUGGCGUUGCCAUGUGGCAUUGUGAGACCAGCUGUUACUAUUUCAGCUGAUGGGUGAUUUCUUGUACCAGUUAUAAAUAAAUUCAAUAACUAUUCUUAA
Messenger RNA from Malania oleifera, 1976 nucleotides. RefSeq names its product pentatricopeptide repeat-containing protein At4g21705, mitochondrial. NCBI's taxonomy places the organism in Eukaryota, Viridiplantae, Streptophyta, Magnoliopsida, Santalales, Ximeniaceae. Gene Ontology annotation, molecular function: protein binding. Gene Ontology annotation, cellular component: mitochondrion. The transcript is spliced from 2 exons. The record is from RefSeq and is a predicted model, not a curated record. Bases 172 to 1716 code for a protein of 514 amino acids.